UAUAUCGUCUCCUGUGGGUCCGUCUGUCUGGUAAACAUGAGAAGGCGACGCUCCUCCGUGGAUAAAGGGGAGGGAGCCACUGCGACCACUAAAGCAAAGAAGAGUCGCAGCACUGUUCGCCAACCAAAAGACCCUGCUGCAGAAGAGACGAAUCAAAGCGUAUUUAGCGUCUUUCUUCGAGAGGCAGGUGUUACCUUGAAACAAGGAGGCACAUCCAAUGAGAUCGCUGUUGACCAAGUAGUUUUCCAAAAGAGGAUAAAGAAACAACUACAGAAGAGUCCCAGGUACCCAGGGAUUGUUCAGGAAUUCACCACUGGACUGGAGUCUCAUAUUGAGGACCCUGAGCAGUUUAGGAACUGUCUUCUUCCAUGUGUCCCACGAUUGUCUGAUGGAGACUCCAGUUGUGUCGGCUCAUUCCAGGAGAGUCUGCUACGCAUGCUGUUGGGGAUUGAGAUGUUGCAGACCUUCGUCAUUAACAUUUUGCUUGAGAAACUCCCUGAAUUUAUGUGUGAUGGUGCUGGAGAUGGAGGCCUCAGUAUUCCUCACAUAAUUAUUAACCAGCUUAAAUGGCUCGACCGAGUUACGGACAGCAAGGAGUUGGCAGUAAAGCUCAUGGAGCUGGUGUCAGUAGCACCAGUGGAGGUUCAGCGUGACAUCAUCACCAGUCUGCCAGAGAUACUGGAAGACUCCCAGCACAAUGAUAUAGCCAGAGAGCUUAACUCUUUACUCCAAGAGAACACUCAGUUGACUGUCCCCAUCCUGGACGCCCUCUCCAGUCUGAACCUCAGCUCCUCAUUACUUACCGAGGUCCGUGGAGCCGUCAUGGCCACUCUCGCUGCCGUGCAGCUGGAGGACCUGCCUGUGGUGGUCAAGUUCAUCCUGCACUCUGUCUCCGCCUCUGAUGCAUUGGAGGUGGUGUGUAAUCUUCGUAAAAAGCUGGAGUUGGAGCAGUGUGUCCUCCCCUCUGUGCUGCAGGCCUCUCAGAGCCGCAUGAAGAGCAAAGGAUCAGCUGCGUCUGCUUCCACACCAGCAGCUGGCAGCAGCCAGGACAGUGUGUCAUUGACGCUGGACGGCAUCAAGUCAGCAGUGCGAUUCCAGAAAACGAUAUCUGAGGCUUGGCUCAAGGCAAUAGAGUCUGUGGAUGAAGAGGAAGAACAUAAGGUAAUAGAUCUGCUGGUGCUGCUCAUCCUCCACUCCACCAACGCCAACCAGAGCCGGCGGGGGGCGGAGAGGGUGUUAAAGGUGAAAGUGAGGACUGGACUGAUCCAGGAAGCUUUGCUCCAGAAGACCUUCAGGGACUAUGCUCAAGUGAUGCGAGGGUAUUUCCCCUCCAUUUUGGCUCUGGCUCAGAGUUUGCUGCGCUCCCCUGACCCCUGUGUGGUGCCUUUUGGAGGACACAUGUACCGACACUCAUUCACUGCUUUUGACUCUUACUGCCAACAGGAGGUGGUGGGCUCUUUAGUGACCCAUGUGUGUAGUGUGUGGGUGGGGGAGGUGGACAUGGCUCUGGAGCUGCUCUGCGGCUUGGUUACAGAAAAGCCCUCAGAAAUGGCCCUAUAUGCUGUUUUUGUCAAGGGGAUCUUGGACUAUAUGGACAACCUCACACCGCAGCAGAUCCGCAGACUCUUCCACCUUCUAAGCCGACUGGCCUUCGGGCAGCAGCAUCAGGGAUCUCACAUCCAGGAUGACAUGCACAUUGUGAUCCGUAAACAGCUCUCCAGCACUGUUCCAAAGUACAAGCGUAUUGGCAUCAUUGGUGCUGUCAUGAUUGUAGGCAGCAUGGGGGCCUCCAGACUGAAAGUGAAGGAGUCACAGAGUGGGGCGUUACCUCAGGAGGCGCUCAGACAGGUGACAGCUCUGUUGGAGCUGGUGAAGUCCAGCAGUGAAAGUUCACCUGAAGCUGCAGCUCUGUACUUCGACGAACUGGCCAACCUGAUCCUGAGCUCUACCCUGGACUCACAGGUGCAGGACUACAUCGCAAAGAGCGUCCUAGAUGACUUUCAGGAAGACUUUGUGGUGGAUCUAGGCCAAGAAAUAUCAGGUUCCUUUCACUUCACGCCCCAAGUGUUGUACAAUCUUGAUGAAGAAGACAGUCAGCAAGGCAUCGUCAUCAACCUGCUGCCUCUCAUGGCCAAAGACAUCCAGAACAGAGGAGAGCAGCAGAGUCAAACCAACAAGCCAAACAGGCGAGUGUCUCCUCUCUGUCUGUCUCCAUUUUUUCGCCUCCUGAGACUCUGUGAGGAGAAACUGCACCAUGGAGACCUCGAGGAGAUUGACGCCUUGCUCGGCUGCCCUCUGAUCCUAACGGACAUGGAUGUAGUAGAGAAAAUGGAGAGCCUGUCCAAAGCUGAGAGGGAGUUCCUCUGUACUUUGCUGUUUCACACCAUCAACUGGUUCAGAGAGGUGGUAAAUGCAUUCUGUAAACAAAAAGAAACUGAGAUGAAAAUGAAAGUGAUGACCCGUCUGCAGAACAUCACAUACCUUCAGACACUUUUGGAGAGGGCUCUGGCAGAAACACCUGGCUAUGUUCCACCUGUUGCCAACUUUGAUGGAGAAUGCACAGAUGGGGUUAUACAUAGUUCUGCUGCUUCUGCGAAUAAGGCAAAGAAAGAUGGCUCAGGUAAAAAGAGGAAGGCCCCUGGUAAGAAUUCCUCAGAGAGCAGCUCUCAGCUUGACGAGACGACUGACGCAGACAAAACUCAGCAGGAGCAACCAGAAAAGGAGAAAGAAAAAGAGAUCCGGCAAGGUGUCAGUCUGGUGUCCUACAGACAGUUUUUCAGGGAGCUGGAUAUGGAGGUGCUGAGUGUGCUGCAGUGUGGUUUGCUGUCUCGCUCGCUGCUGGACUCUGAACUCCACACCAAGGUGCGAGAGGAGGUUCUGCUGGGUCCCGCCGAGCUGGUGUUCCUGCUGGAGGAUAUGCUUCGCAAACUGGAGUUCAGUCUUACAGCUGCCCCUGCCAAGAGAAUGCCUUUCUUCAAGGGAAAGACCGAUAAGAGCGCAGGCUUCUCCCAUCUACAACAGAGGAGCUCCAAGGAUAUCGCUUCCUACUGCGUCCAGCUGCUGCCCGCCCUCUGCUCACACCUGGAAAACUGCCACAACCAUUUUCAGACACUGCUGUCUGAGAACAACGGGGUUGUGGACGGACCCGCCACAGAUGUUCUGGAGCACCAUCUGAUGUCAUCAGCCUACCAGCUUCUCCUGCAGGUCCUGAACACCGCCUUCAACUGGUCUGGAUUCAGUCAGCCAGGACAGAGGAGUUUACUGAGGAAGGCUCUUGGAGUUUUGGCUGAACGACUAAAAGAGGGAAGUAAUGAGUUGACCCUGGAGCAGCUUGUAAAACACAGCUUUGAGUACCUGGUGAACUUCCGCAGCACAAUGCCAAGUCUCAGCACAGCUCUGUGUCUCUCCCAGCUUCUGACCACUGUGUCAGAGAGAGGAGGGAACCCUGCGGCCUACAGACAGCAGACGGCUUCCCUAGCAAAACGUUUCCUGAGCCAAGAGUGGGUGACAGCCAGCGGAGAGAGGGAGCGAGGGAACAAGUUCAAUGAAGCCCUUCAUGCUCUCCUAAGCAUCUAUCUGGAGCAUGUUGAUGAUGUUUUGAAGGCGGUGGAGGAAAUAGCUGGAGAGGGAAUCCCUGAGCUCCUCAAUGCAUCAAAAGAUGAGAGCUCUUCAACCUGGCCCACUCUCAGCAGGCAAACCUUCCUGGUGUUCUACAAAGUUUUGAUGGCCGAGCUGGAAAAGGCCGUCAGGAAAAUUCCUGCUGGCAAAGUCAGUGACAGCACUGAGGUCCAGAGUGAGAAGCUGCUGACAUGGAACCUGGCAGUCAGAGAUUUUCAUAUCCUCGUCAACCUAGUUAAGGUGUUUGAUUCCAGGCCGGUGCUCAAUGUGUGUCUGAAGUAUGGUCGCCUUUUCCUGGAGUCUUUCCUGAAGUUGGGAAUGCCACUACUGGACAACAGUUUCAAAAGGCACAUGGAGGAUGUUCAAAGCUUGCUAAAAACCUUCCAGCUCAGCACCCGGCAGCUCCAUCACAUGUGCGGACAUUCUAAGAUUCAUCAGGAUACAAGCCUGACCAACCACGUGCCGGCCUUAAAGAAGAGCCUCGAGCUGUUUGUUUACAGAGUGAAGGCCAUGCUGAUGCUCAACAACUGUCAGGAGGCAUUUUGGAUUGGCAACCUGAAAAAUCGCAACCUGAAGGGUGAAGAGAUUCUUUCCCAGAGGUCACAAGGAAGUGAAGAUGAGGAGGAGGAGGAGGAAGAGGAACAAUGUUCCCCGCUGCCUCAGGACCAGUCAGAGGAUGAGGCCCAGGAGACUGACUCUAGGCAAAGUACGAAGGUCAACAGAGGAGAAGAUUUGGAUCAAGAUGACACAUCAGAUGACUCUGAAUAACAGAAAAAUAAACUGUUGGUUUGAUUUACACUUUUGGGCCAAACUCCCAUAUGGGGAUUGCAUUUUGAUGUUUAAAAUGCCAGCUGUGUCUUUUUACAUUAACACUCUUUAAAUAUAUUGAAAACUGCGACUCAAUGUGCAGUUUGCACGUAUAGGAUCAAUAAUUCAUAUUCUUACAUAUGUGGCAAUAAUACUGCGGGCCAUUGAAAAAAAAUGUAUGAGAUGCAUUUAUGUACUUCCACAGGUUGUCUUUUCUGUUGAAGGUAAAACAUGCCUAAUAAUUAGGUGUUUUCACAGUAGGUUGGGUUUUGGAAAAUGAAAGUGCUCUUUGCGUUAUUCUAUUUGUUUGCUGACAAAAUAAAAUCUGCAUUAAUGA
Plectropomus leopardus (leopard coralgrouper) is the source of this 4762-nucleotide messenger RNA. It is a transcript of the gene fancd2, whose product is annotated as FA complementation group D2. The record is from RefSeq and is a predicted model, not a curated record. Gene Ontology annotation, biological process: homologous chromosome pairing at meiosis; double-strand break repair involved in meiotic recombination; interstrand cross-link repair. Lineage: Eukaryota; Metazoa; Chordata; Actinopteri; Perciformes; Serranidae. Gene Ontology annotation, molecular function: DNA polymerase binding. Gene Ontology annotation, cellular component: condensed chromosome; nucleus.